This is a messenger RNA of Verruconis gallopava, 6419 nucleotides long. RefSeq lists its product as uncharacterized. Gene Ontology annotation, cellular component: nucleus; exosome (RNase complex). The transcript has 4 exons. Lineage: Eukaryota; Fungi; Ascomycota; Dothideomycetes; Venturiales; Sympoventuriaceae. The coding region runs from base 436 to 5952 and encodes 1838 amino acids. The record is from RefSeq and is a predicted model, not a curated record. Gene Ontology annotation, molecular function: RNA binding.
CGAUGUCCAAAAAAGUUGAACUUGCUUCCUGAGGCGGCGCCUGCCCAAAGUAUCAUCAUCGACAGGGACAAGCUGACGACGUGCAUCCGCCCUUUUGCCUGUUGCACUUUCCUUCUUGCCGAAUAACUCGGGCGCGCAAGCUAAUUUGCUUCGACAGACUAAAGGAAGGAGCGCGUUUGACGUUCAUAAACAGGAAGUCGCUCCAUCUUUCAGCUAAAUGCAUUACCGCCACGGCGACACCUCUGGCGACUUGGCGGAUGGAGAUCGAAACUUGCAGCGACUCCUAUCGUCUUGAUGCUAUGCGGUUCAAUUGAAUCAGGACCUGCAAGCAGUUUGAUGUCGAAUAUCUGUUCGUCUCCGUGAAACGGCAUAGUUUUCUUGACCAACGCAGGCGCGAGAGGGUGCGCGGUGGGCACAACCGAUCAAGCAUCCAACAUGGCUGGCUACUACAACCAGCAACUCCCGCCACCUAACUAUGGCUCUAAUAGCUCCUUUCAUCCUUCUUUCCCCGCGCAGCAGCCCCCACAAGGCUAUGGCAACAACGCGUACAAUCCACCUGCACCGACGGCGUUUGACCAGCAACUCCAAUACUCAACAACGGGCCAGAGCGUAUACGGCAUGGAGCCCACCACUCCCGUGCUAGACCAGAACCAGAUGAACUGGUUCUGGAGCGAGGUACGGAGCGGACAUAUCCCUACCAUUCCUUCUGCACAGGGGCAGCCUACUUUUGCUCCACCUCCUCAGAUGCCUCCUCAGCAAGCGUAUCACGCUCAUCCUCCUCCGCCACAGCAGCAUCAGCAAUACCAGUACCCGCCUCCGCAGCAGUACGGAAGUCAAACCUCGACGCGGCAGAAUGCGUUUCCGACGCAGCAAAGCGCCGCGACAUACAAUUCCGCACAGGAUGUGCCUAUGGACGACGCUUACAAGGAUGACGAGGAUUGGAGUGACGGGGAUGAAGAAUACGCGCCGCCGGAUAUCAACAAUAAUAACAACGAUGGGAGUGUCAGUGGCACCAAUGAAACCAUACCUGGUCUGGGACAUAUUUCUCAGGGAAACAGGACGGCAAGAGAAUCGGAUUCGCAACCUCUACAGCAACCUCUACCUCCUUUCAACCCUUUCAAAUCGCAGUCUCUCCAUACUCCCCCUUCCGAACCUCCACCGCCGGCUUCGAAGCCACACAUCCAGAUUCAAGUUCAGCCCAAAUCGAGCUCAGUUGAGCAUCAACCGAAACGACCAAACAUUGCACUACGCGACAAGGCGGGGGAAGUCCUCCGGGAUUUUCAUGCACAUGGUAUUGGCUAUGCACAGCUCUCUGAGGAGCCUGGGUUUGAUGAGUUUGAAAAGAACUUGCUUCGACAAUUGUACACGCAGUACAACAUUCCACAAGAGUCUCCACAGCCCGUAACAACCUCAAAGCAGUCAGCUGCUUCGUCUGCUGUCCAUGAAUCUAGUGAGGAGCGGCUAUCAGAGGUGAAGAGACUAUUAGAAAGUGCUGGGUUUGAGAUUGACGAUGUGACUCUUGCUUCACUUGCGAAACCACGGCUGCCUCCAAAUGCAGCACAACAAGAGCCCGUGACGAGCACUCUUCCAGGCCUUGGCGCUAUGACGACACAGCAGCAGCAAGAGAGUGCAACACCACCUCAUACUCGUCCUCUGAGUACAAGUGCCUCAGCUGCUGCUGAUAUAACUGAAGGACGCAGCGCAUACCUCGCCAAACUCAAAGCUAUGAAAGGCAAAACUGUCGUCUCGUCCCAUCAAUCCACGCCUGUGCAGACCGGCGCCCAGACAAAUGCACCUGGACCUGGGGCAUCAACUCCACGUCGCGCUAUGAUCAACCAAGAGGCUCUUAAGCGUAAAUUGCUCGAAAAGCGGGAGGCAUUGGCCCGAGCAGCAGCGGCUGGAGUAGUAGGGGAAAGUCCCUCCGGGCGGGCGUCUGCGCCACUCCGCACCGAAUCUGUGUCCGACAUAGCAUACGAGAGCGGCCAAGCUUCUGCUCCAUCUGGCUCUGAGGCGACGAAUACGCCGGUCAUCGAUAUGUCAUCUCCCGAAGAGACUGAGGAGCUCGGAGAAGGCGAAGAGGGCAAUGAAAACGACGGUCCUGAGACAGGCGAAAUCUCAGAAGUUGCCACAACCAAACCUAUUCCUACGUCUGUGGUGCAGCAGACAGCUCAACCAUCUGGAUUGCCUCAAAAGUCUGCAGAGCCUAGUAUCAGCUCGUACGUAGCAAAUAACAGCGACCAGUCUGUGAGAAGAUCUCCAAGAUCUGGAUUACCAGCACGGCCUCCUGGAGCUACAUCACGGUAUUCACAGCCUUAUCCACCCGCUGUUCAUUCACCUGGACAAUUUGGGCGACCAUGGCAGCAAGAUCUCAAACGUCCUGCAUCUUCGGCUUUUGGUUCACCUUGGAGUCAUCCACAAGCAAAAAGGCCAUAUCCACCUCAGCCUGUAGAUGAAGCGCCUGAACCAGUUGUCAUUGAUAUCAGCAGCGAAGAGGAAGACGAGGAAGACGACAUGAGUGUGGGAGAACUUGACGAUAUUCAGCAUGGACGCUCCACAUGGAAGCGAUCGAUGCAUCAGAGUGGACAAUCUUCCGGAUUUGCAACACCUCCUGUCAUAACAACACCUGACCCCGUCACAGCUGCCCGACAGGAAGAACAUGCACGUCAGAAGGCGCUCAUCGAGGCCAAAAGAGACGCGCUUAAACGACAGAUUCAACUCAAAGAGGCGCAGAAGAGUCAAGUCAGCACGGGGCAUGUCAGUCCUGCAACCGCUAUCUCCGCACCUAACUCUUCCGCAAGUCUCAGCAAAGACAGACUCACCAAAAUUCGCUCUUCUUCCAUGACGUCGCACUCCUCCCCUAGCGUCUCUGCGUCUGCGGCGCGGCAAGCUGCGCUCAAGUCACUCGAAGCGGAUAUCCGCACAGACGAGCAGCAGCUAGAAGCUUUGCAAGCCCAGAUCGAUAGUCUCAAACGGGACAUGGAGCGAAAAAACAGAGAGAAAGACGCAUUGGCAAAGGAAAUCAGGGAAUUUGGAGUCGAUCCCGAAGGCUUGAGUUUUGUGCAGAUGAGAGAAAUGCGAGAUAGUCUAGCAGAAGGCGCUCCGACAGCAGACACUGAGCAGGAUAUGGCGAUUAAUGAGGAUGACGAAAUGGAGGAGGAGGAAGAAGAAGGAGAAGAAGAAGAAGAAGAAGAGGAGGAGGAGGAGGGGGAGGAGGAGAGUGUUGAAGAAAAGAGCGGGUCUCAAGACGAAGAUGAUCGCCGGGAAGUCUUUCUGCCUCAGAAUGCCGAUGAUUCCAUCCCAGAGGCAGAUGACCCGCGUGCUCUUGCCUCGGGCUCCCGCAUUCAAAUCCAUAAUAUCUCUUUCAGGGCAACCAAGCAGUCUUUGCGUCGAUUGCUUGGCGCCUACGACAUCACAGGAAUCUCCUUGCCAAACCAUAACAAAAAGCAGAUGAAGAAAAAGCAAGCAGGUCAUGCAUUGGUAGACUUCCUCUAUCCGGCGGAGGCGGAAGAUGCCAUUGCUGAAUUGAAAGGAAAGGUGUUCGAAGGACUGGUCAUAAGUGUGGGCAGAGUAGCACCUCCUUCGCCCCAGGGUACCAGGAGAGGAAACAAGCAGGUAAAGGAGGCUGGUGCUUCAGGUGCCAAAGCUAAAGAUGUUCGUGGCCAUGAGACAUCUCACCCUGUGCAGAUUCGCGUAAGCAGACUCGCUGAGCGCCUAUGUAAUCCGACCUCAUUUCAAGGCUGGCUAGGGCGCUUCGUCCAUGUUGCGACAAAUAUAAAUUUCGUUAAGGACAAGUCAACGCAGAAACCAAUUGGAGUUGUCUACUUGGAACUACCAGAUUAUCGAACGGCAUCCGAGCUUGUACAAGUUAAAAGCGGACGGUCGACUAGAAAGAGCCCUUUUGUUGUGGAGAUAAUCGAGGGAGACGACGAUGAGUAUGAACCAGAGCCUCCGCAGCAAGCGUUGGGGUUCUUGCAAGCUUUGAAGGGAACUACCAGAGAAGAACCUGUUGCUCCUGAAGUUGCAAAAGUCGAAGUCAGUGACGACGAAUCUGACGAUGAAGAGGAAGACGAUGACGCGAUGUGUGAGAGUGAGGACGGCUCUGAAGAGGGUGAAGUUUCCGAGAAGGAAGAAGAGAAAGGCAACGAAGAUCACAUUUCAUCGACUCAACAUGUUCCUCAUUCGCAUAGUCACUCUGCUUUCCCUGUAAUUGCGGAGGCUUCCGACGAAAUGAACGCUACCGAAUUCAAAUCUGGUCAGGAUGCGGAGAGCAGCGAGAAUGACGACGAGCCAGAAAUUCCUGGCGACCUUGGAGCGGUUCUUCAUGAUGUGGAGGACGUUCCCAUGGAUGAAGAUGACGUUGAUUCUUCGGAAGAAUUCGAGGUUGAGACGAUGUCUGAUGAUGAAGAGGGCGAAAGCGAGGAGAAAACUGAGCCUGUUUUACCCGGGGGUGAAGGAUCCUCUCCGAGCGAAGAAAGCAGUGCGGAAGAAGGUGAAGAAGAGGCAGAAGAAUUUACGCUUCAAGUCCCUGACGUGGCCAUGCAUCCAAAUAUGGCAGAACUUGCAUCAAAGCACGGUGCUACAAACGAGUCACAAGCUUCUGAUAUAGGCAAGAUCGAAGAAAUUCGAGAUGAAUUAAUGACAGGCGUCGUGCCGUCCGUCGGAGAACAUGUGGAGGCUCAAGGCCCACUUGCGCCGGCUGAGCCUUCCAUGUCAUCUGAACAGGGUUUCAACUCUGCUACGGCAGAUGUUGCCAUGGCUGAAGGGACUGAUAUGCUGGACGAUAAUGACGACGAUUUCUACGAACCUGAUGUCACUGAAGUUGUAGCUGAGCCUGGCCCAGCUUAUCAACCUUCGACUGAAUAUGCCGAGGAGGACGAGUACGACCCUGAACUAAAUGCAGAACCAUUUCCCGAAACUGACGAUGUAUUUGCAAAUAUCGGAGGAGCCCGCAGUGGAUCGAAUGAUGCCAAUACUGUGCAACUAAAGGAGCCAGGCAAGUCAAGCGGUGACAAUGGUAGAGACGGAGAAGAAGGGGCUCAACCUGAUGAAGAACCCACCAGCGUCAAUGGUGGUGGUGCCUUGCCAGGCAAUACAAUGAACCUGCAGAAUGAGGUCCCCAAGGCCGCGGAGCAGCUUUCCGAGGAUGGUGAGGUUCUGACUGAGUCAGAUAGCAGCGUUGAUGGCGAAGAAAAAGCAUAUGUUGCCGCUACUGCCGUUGACAAUGCUGUUCCAUCACCGUCUCUUGUUUCUGUUUCUGGACUUGCUCAUCAUGCUGACGACCACUUCGACGACACUCCAUCCCCACGGAUCAGCUUUCCCAUACCCAAGAUGCGUCCGCUUGGAUCUAAACCGCCUGACGCACCUAAGACCUCAAGAAUCGAAGACUCCGCUAAUAUUAAUUCGACCGUAAUAGCUGACUCCAAGUACACGCCUUAUCAAAGCCCUUUGAAGUUUCUAAAAUCCUAUCGGUACCAUCCCAAUUUCAGUGCUGACGUCCCAGGUGGCAUGCGUUCCCUUACUUAUAGCCAUAAAUUGGACGCAAGACAGCCAUUAUGCCAGGCUGAACUUGAAGGUGGGACGUGCAACCAUCCGCUGGAUUGUUCAGGACAGCAUUUCAACGAUUAUGCCUUUUCAGAUUCUGAUAUCAUCAAGCUUAUUGGCAGCAUCGACCCAAGCCGGCCGCAGGAAGAGAAGGUCAGGUGGUCUAAUGGUGUGAAAAAAUUGAUUGCAGAAAUUCAAAAGGAGGGGAUUAAAGAUCUGGAAAGCAUUGCCCAGAAAGUCGUAGCACACAGACGUGUCUUCUUUGGAAAUUCGAUUCUGGGAUACGAGUCGCCUGCGGUGAUGGACUUCGACGUCCGUGGUAUUGAUGGUGGAGCAGAAGUGGAGGGAGAUGACGACCAGGCUGAUGGUCAUGACGAUGUCCAUGACGCAAAGAGCGAAAUAGAGGCGUAGCUGACAAAAGAGAAGAGUAGAGAUAGCACGACGACGGGUGUCCCGCAAAAGGAGGCACGCGCUCGUGCUGCUCUACCGAAAGAACUCGCUGACCAGACAAUCCUCUGCCCUGCCGCACAGCCCCAAGCUCAAUGUACUGCAUACCGAUGCCGACAUUGUUCUAGUCGACGCUUCCACUGAGAGGGUUGUUCUGUCGGGGCCGGGACGUGAUUCUUUGACAUCACCCCCCACCCCGUCUUUGCCCCUCAUUUCGAUGUAUUCUUUCUAGGGCGCGUUUGCAUCAAUUCCAGUAAGACGUAGGCAGCAGCAUACAGUUUUGAUUCUUAGCGAUGGCGUUUGUUUACACGGGCCCUAAUUGGAGCCUUGGGUUUUGAAUGCUUGACAACACGCGGGCCUGCGUGUGUGCAGAUUGCGUCUCCGAGAACUGCGCUCGCAUCGGGAUAAAGUAGUCAAUGCAUAAUCUGUUU